This is a messenger RNA of Plasmopara halstedii, 2862 nucleotides long. RefSeq lists its product as hypothetical. Gene Ontology annotation, molecular function: lipid binding. Bases 1 to 2862 code for a protein of 953 amino acids. The record is from RefSeq and is a predicted model, not a curated record. NCBI's taxonomy places the organism in Eukaryota, Oomycota, Peronosporomycetes, Peronosporales, Peronosporaceae. The transcript is spliced from 3 exons.
AUGGAAUCUGGAGACGAGAAACCUGUGAGCAUGAUCCCAAAUAUUCUACUAGAUGGAGAUCGUCUCAACAUGUUGUUAGAUAUCAUUUGUGCUGAUUAUAUUACAGCAUGCUAUGCUAGUCGAGAAAAUGGGAAACGUGUGGUCUUUAAGGCUUUAGAAAAACUUUAUAUCUCGGUACAUGUCGGCGCACCUGGUACCAGCGUUGAGACUCGUCGACUACGACCAUCACAAGACCAAAAAUUUCAAGAACGAGCUCAAAUAUUUUACGACGAUCUUAUGGCUGAGUUUCAUAGUCGAAAUCAAAGUAUUGAAAGUUCCAUAAACAAUCAUGUGGUUUCGUCGGUUAGAGGUCUUGAGGAUAGUGUCGUUCGAGAAAUUAUGAAACCACGAUUACUACAAAUAGUUGAUGAAGUAUGUCGUGAACGUGAGUGUCAUUUGAUUUUAACUGGAACUUCAGCAUUUUCGACAUCUUCGACUUGUCGAGCGACUACUACGCAUCUUGAGACUGGAAAUGAACAACAAGAUAUUAUGUUAUUACCUACAACGGGUGAAAUACGAAUGGAAGGAUGGCUACGUAAAAAGGGACAACAUGUGAAUUUAUGGCGAGAACGAUAUUUUAUGAUCCGUUCAACACCUGAUGGUACACAUUUUUUAUGUUACUUGAGAAAGAAAGGAGAUAAAGAGCCACGUGGAUGGUACGUUCUUGGACCAGGUACAACAGUUGAUGAAGUAAGAGAGUCACCUAGUAAAAUUGAGACUAAAAAGCUUUUUACGUUUCGAAUACGACACUUGAGUCAUACACCAAAUGAUGAAGUUGAUGAGAGUGCAAAUGGAGCAGAAAUGACACCGAAAACGACACCAUCACGAUUAAUAACCGAGUUACCAUACUCUCCGCUCGAUUCAGCUGCUGUUUUACAUGAUAUGGAUCCUGACUUGAAAGUGAACGUCAAGCGCGUGUCGUCUCUAUUAACUGGUGGUCUUGCUGGUGUUGGAAUUGGUGUCAUGGCUCAAAGUCGCAGUAAAGGUCCUAUUGCAUUAGCUGCUGAGUCAUUGGAGACGGCCAUUUGGUGGCGCAAUAGCAUUUUAGAAUGUAUAGCUCAAGCAGAAGAUCAGUGGAAACGCUAUUUAAAUUGGUAUAUGAAUCAAGAUCCAGAUAUGGAUGACACAAGCUUGAAUCCAUUAUUGGACUGCAGAUUGCCCAUUACUACGCUCAAUGGCAUUUCUAGACGACGAUCAAUGUCGUUGCAACCGUUUGGUAGUGCUGGAAAUCUUUCGCUUCAUACAACUAAUCGACAUCGCUCGGGCUCAUUUGGAUCCAUGCCACGAUCAAUUGCCAAGAGUUUUCGUACUUCAGCCACCUUUUCACAGGAGACAAGUUGGAAAUUAUACGAGUUUUCCAAUAAAUUACGCGUCGAUACUGAACGAAUAAGUUAUCAGAAUAGUCUGUUUACGUUUGCUCCACCACCAGCAUUACGUACAAGCUUAAAGGUUCAUGCAUCUCCUCGUAAGGUGUUUGAGAUGCUUAUGAAGGUAGAUAGUUCGUUCUACAAAUCAAAUCAUGUGAUUCAAGAAGCACGUGUUUUGGAAGAGCACACAAAAGAUCAUAGUGACGUGGUCUACUGGAAGCUUUUCCCCACGUAUCUCUGGCCAUUUUACGUGAGUGCUCGAGAGCUGUGUAUGCUCCGUUACUGGCGCAUGGAACCAGAUGGUUCAUACUUUAUUUGUUUUCAGUCUACAACACAUAGGAACUGUCCUCGUAAGACUGGAACUGUGCGUGCUAGUAUCAUGGGUGGUGGUUUUAUUAUCUCACCUCGUGUACAAGAAGACUAUGAUCACCAUUUUGAAGAGUGUUGGGUGACACUAACAAUACAAAUGAAUCCACACGGAUGGAUUGACUCCAAGCUAGCGCGUUCAUGGUAUUACGUUCAUGCUUAUGGCGUCUUUGUUUUGGAGAUGAUUACAGCAAUCACUGCAACUGCAGGUCUCCACACUCUCCGUCCAGGUACAGUCACUUCAACCUGUCAAACAAGUCUGGAUAGUCAAUUAGCCUCCAUAAAUCAGCACAAAAGCAUAGAAAAACAAUAUCUGAUGCUCGAAAGGUAUCGUACCGAUCUCACAGUGCAGCAUGGAUUGCCAACUAAAUUUUGGAGUGAGCCGAAUGCUAGUAGUUUUGUUGUCCGUGGACCAAACUACUUUUCGUCUAAGAACAAGGUCCCGUCAGUACGUCAGGCAUGUCGACUCGUAAGCGUGGAACUAUACAAGUCAAAUGAAAUGAUUCAACACAUUGGCGUGUCUUCUUUUGUCGGAGAUGGAUUUGAUACUAUUGAUGCGCCAACUUCAGCAAUAGAAGAUCGUCCAUUUAUCUUAAUCAUCAACUUUAUGCUUCCCGGUCCACUACAUCACUCGCUCGUGCUCUAUUUUACACCUGAAGACCCGUCCGAAAUGAAAAAGAAUUCUGUCUUUGCUGAUCUUUGCCAUCAAGUUCUACGUGGUUCGAACGAUGAAUUUCGUACACAGCGUAUUAAACUUAUACCACGUGUGGUGCAAGGCUCGUGGCCGAUUCGUGAAGGAGUGGGCACAACACCCGCUAUUUUAGGUACAAAGAUCUAUCAGAAAUAUUAUCAGGGCAAGAAUUAUCUUGAGGUGGAUUACGAUGUUGGUAGCAGUACAGUAGCUACAAGCGUCUUGAAUCUCCUGAUCGGGCAUUCUCGGGACUUAAUCAUUGACUUGGCUUUUGUAAUUGAGGCACAAAGCGUCAUGGAAUUACCUGAACGUGUAUUAUGUACUGUACGUUUAGAUUGCAUUGACUUGCGUCAUGCUGUGCCAUACGCGAUGUCAAGAUACCUGGCCACGAAAAAUUAA